Molecule: messenger RNA, 2447 nt
Organism: Miniopterus natalensis
Lineage: Eukaryota; Metazoa; Chordata; Mammalia; Chiroptera; Miniopteridae
Source: RefSeq, a predicted model, not a curated record
AUCCCAGCCUUGGCAAUGACCCUGGCAGCUUCCUCUCAGCGCUCCCAAAUCAUUCGCUCCAAGUUCCGAUCUGUCCUCCAGCUUCGGAUCCACAGACGGUAUCAGGACCCGAUCUCGGAUCCAGAUCCGUGGAUCUCAGCCUCAGGCACGGCUCUGGCUCCCAUCCCAGCCUUGCCCUCGGGCCCUGCCCCUUUCCUCUCCAGUUCUGGGGUCCUGCACCCUGAGCCACAACGCUGCUCUUGGAGGUCCCUAAAGAAGGAGUCUCCCAAGAUCUCCCAACACUGGAGGGAGGCCAAUCUCAAGGGGAACUUAACAUACCACCAGUACAUGCCCCUAGAGCCAAGACAAGGGUCCAGGGCAGACCUCCAGGCCAAAGCGUCGCCCGUGGGUCCCCCUGGGCCACCUCUGUGGGAAGAGACAAAAUCACAGCAGCCACCUCCUAGGAUGAAGCCCACGCUCCUCCCCGAGUCCCUCCCAGGAGUCUCCAACCCGUCGCCUCCUCCACACAAGUUGGAACUUCAGACCCUCAAACUGGAGGAGCUGACGGUCCCAGAGCUCCGGCAGCAGCUGCGCCUGCGGGGCCUCCCAGUGUCAGGGACCAAGUCGAUGCUCCUGGAGCGCAUGCGCGGAGGCGCCCCUUCCCGGGAGCGGCCGAAGCCGCGGCGCGAGGAAUGUGCGGCGGGAGCUCCCUGGCCACGCCUCAGGCCCAAGGCCCUCGUAGCCGCCCGAAGACAGGGCUCGGUGCGUCCAAGCCCAGGGUCGCCCCCGCCGCCUCUUUCUCGAGCCGCGGAAGCCCCCGUGACCGCUCCGGCUCCGGCUCCGGCCCCGGCUCCGGCUCCGGCUCCGGCCCCUUCCUCGGCACCAGCCUCAGCAGCCCCGACUCUGGAGGAGGAGCUGCAGGAAGCGAUCCGGAGGGCGCAGUUGCUUCCGAACCGGGGCAUCGAUGACAUCCUGGAGGAUCAGGUGGAGCCUGAUGACCUGCUGCCCCCCAUCCCCCUGGACUUCCCUGGCUCCUUGGACGUGCUGUCCCUCUCCCCAGACUCUGAAGGCCUCUCAUCUGUCUUCUCUUCCUCGCUCCCGUCCCCCACAAACUCCCCGUCCCCCUCUCCCAGGGGCCCCACGGACUCCUUGGACUGGCUGGAAGCUCUGAGUGGGGGUCCUCCGCUGGGCUGUGGCCCCCCAGCCCCCAGCAUCUUCUCUGCUGAUUUAUCUGACUCCAGUGGCACCCGGCUGUGGGACCUGCUGGAGGGUCCGUGGUGAUGGAUUCUGGGCUUUCCAGGGACUGAGAACUGGUAGGCAUGGGGAGGUCAGAGAGACAGACUCCCUGAGGGAGGGGCUGGAACAACCAGCAGAGUUCCCUCCCACCACAGACCCAGAAUCAGAAACAACUCUCAUCUCCACCCGGCCCCUACACUGCUGCUGAUAUGCCAACCGCCCGACUUGCCUGCCUGCCCCUCCCUAGGGUCCCCAUGGUUGUGUGGUGGGGCGGGGAGGUUUCCCUCGGUGCUGGCCAGGGCAAACAAGCUGCUUGCUGCUUCCUGCAGAGGCCUCUCGGGUGUCUUCUUCUCACCCCACCUACUACAUGGCUGCCUGUUGCUGGUGCAUCUGGAAGGUGCUCUAUGCUUUUUGGAAGCAGGAGAGGGUCAGGGAAGAGUGGGGGAGGGAGAUUCCAGAGCUAGACCCUUGGCUUCUGGUUGGAGAUGAGAAAAUCAGAAACACCAUGUCUGAGAUCAGAUUCUGAAACAAGAUUCACGUGUCCAUGAUUUACUAAAGAAAUGCUCCCAGGAGAAACCAAAAGGGAGUGGAUGGAAGAGGACAGUGAAGGGGAAGAUCAACAGGAGUGAGAUGUCAGGUGAAGUCCCAACCUCAGCCUGAUCCCAGAGGAUAAAUUAAGUUGCAGGAUCAUUCCCACCUGGAGGCAAAGGGAACUGGGCCUUUAAGGCAAAGGGGGGGGUGUCCCAGUUUGGGUUUUUUAUCACUGAAUAACAAACCACCCCAAAACUUAGUCUUAAAAUAAUAUCUAUCUUCAAUUGCUCGCAAUUUUCUGCAUUGACUGGGCUCGGUGAGCUGGUUCUUCAGUGCUGUAUGAUGUCAACUACGGCUGCAGUCAUCUUAGGAACAACAGGGCAGUAAAAUCCAAGGUGGCAUGCUCGGGGGCGGCUGGUGCCUUGGCAGGGAUGGCUGCUAGGCUGGACAAAACUGGGCUGUGGACAUCUGGACUUCUCUUGUUUUCUAUGUAGUCUCAGUGCUCUCCCUCUCCAUGUGGGCUCCCCAACAGAGGCAUAGACUCCUUACAUGGUAGCUCAGGGCUCCCCAAUGUGAGCAUUUCUAGGAGAGAAGGCAGAAGCUGCCAGUCUCUUGAAGACUAAGCUUGGGACAGGCAUAAUGUCACUCCCACCGUUUUCUUUCUUUUUUAAAAAAUAUAUCUUUAUUGAUGUCAGAGAGAG